CACAUCCCGCCCCUAAGGAAUCAAAACUGCAAAUCGCGUAACGACCUUCCGAAAUAAUACUUCUUUAAGCUUCAAAGAUCGAAUCUUCGCUUCAAGUGCUUCCUUUUCUGAAUCACUCCCUGUUGAUUUCUCGUCUUAGCUUUUCAAUGCUUCUGUUGAAUUGAAUUGCACUUGCUGAAAAAAUCGAUACCUGCAUUGAAUUUGAUGGCAGUUGGAGUCCCCCAAAAAUGGGGGAUGUUUGGAUUCUGGUGCUGUGUUUUAUCCAUCGCAGUUUGUGCGAGGGUUUGUGCUCCCGCCAGAUCGGAGAAGGAAGUACGAGAAAGGUUCUACGGGAGUAUGCCAAACUCAUCUUCAUCGGAUCCUGGUGAUGGCAGCUUGGCUAAAAUGUUCGAUCGUGUCCUUGAGAAAGAAUUUUCCGAGAAUGACCAGCCUGAAGGAGCUGAUAAGAGUAGCUUCAACACUACUGUAGCUGAUCAACAGGCUGUACUGGAGACUGUAGCAAAGAUUACUCACGAUAAAGGCAAGAGAAAUGAUACUCAGGAGGGAAAUGCUACCAGAUCAUUUCAAUUUCAAGACGUGUUCCUGGAGAAUGAAGAUUCUGAUGAUGCAACAACCUUGAUUGACAGAAAGGACAAUGUUUUUGUGAUGUCAAACAAGAAAUCCAAAUACCCAGUACUUCAGUUGGAUUUAAGGCUAAUAUCAGAUUUGGUGGUUGCGAUAGUUUCUGCAGCCAUUGGUGGAAUUCUCUUUUCCUGUUUGGGCCAACCGGUUAUUGUGGGCUAUCUCCUUGCUGGCUCCCUUAUUGGGCCUGGGGGAUUGAAUUUUAUUAGUGAAAUGGUACAGGUUGAAACUGUUGCUCAGUUUGGUGUUGUUUUUCUUUUGUUUGCUCUGGGGCUGGAGUUCUCUUUGUCAAAGUUAAAAGCUGUUGGGCCUGUUGCUGUUUUGGGUGGACUGCUUCAAAUUGUGACAUUUAUGUUCUUGUGCGGCAUUCUUACCAUGUUCUUUGGAGCCAAGUUGUCAGAAGGUGUAUUUGUUGGUUCCUUUCUGUCCAUGUCAUCAACAGCGGUGGUAGUGAAAUUUUUGGUGGAGCGGAACAUAAAUAAUUCUCUUCAUGGUCAAGUAACAAUUGGAACUCUUAUUUUUCAGGAUUGUGCUGUGGGUUUACUCUUUGCUUUGCUCCCAGUUUUGGGUGGCACCAGUGGCCUUUUACAAGGAAUAAUUUCAAUGGGAAAGUUGUUGCUUGUAUUGUCCAUGUAUCUCACAGCGAUAUCAUUAUUGUGUUGGUCGUUUGUUCCCUUCUUUCUAAAACUGAUGAUGCAGCUGUCAUCUCAGACAAAUGAACUUUACCAGCUAGCUGCCGUGGCAUUCUGCUUACUAUCAGCAUGGUGCAGUGACAAGCUUGGCCUUAGCCUUGAGCUGGGUUCAUUUGUUGCUGGUGUUAUGAUUUCUACAACAGACUUUGCACAGCAUACUUUGGACCAGGUGGAACCAAUCCGUAACCUGUUUGCAGCUCUCUUCCUCUCAAGCAUUGGAAUGCUUAUACAUGUACAUUUCCUAUGGAUCCAUGUAGAUAUCUUGCUGGCAUCUGUUAUCCUUGUUAUAGUUGUUAAGACUGCUGUUGCUGCUGUUGUUACUAAAGCCUUUGGUUAUAGUGUUCGGACAUCGUUUCUGGUCGGGAUUUCACUUGCUCAGAUUGGAGAGUUUGCUUUUGUUCUUCUUGGCCGAGCUUCCAAUCUUCAUCUUGUUGAGGGGAAAAUGUAUCUCCUCCUCCUUGGGACGACAGCUCUUAGUCUGGUUACAACCCCUCUAUUGUUCAAAUUGAUACCUGCUGUCAUGAAUCUAGGUGUGCUUAUGCAUUGGUUCCCCCCUGAGAGUAAUGGACGAACCAGUGCACAGAAUGAGGAGAAAGCUACCAUGAUUGAAGUGAAAGGAACGUUGUGACUCACCAAAGUUCCUAUUGAAUUCAGGGUUUCUUCUACACUGUUUCAACUGCAAGUUCUAUGGCUGACAUUUCAGAUGAAAAAAGUCUGCAUAUUCCACUGCUAAUGAUACACUCACUGGAAAGUCUGGUGUGAAUAGGCAUAGAAUUUUUUAUUGUAUUCUUUGGAUAAUGUAUAUAAGAAAAGAAAUUAUAGGCCCUACCUCGUCGCUUAUGCUGUUCAUUUCAUUUAGUUAACUAUUUUCUUCUACAUAGUGGCUUCAUAUUGCAUGGUUGAGUGGGUCUUGGAAAAUUCAAUCUGGAUGUGUUCUGAAAUUUAGUCCAUUUUUAACAUCAAGUCUCUUCUUUUUAAAUUUUAUUCGACAGUUUUUCAUCUAGUUUGUA
Molecule: messenger RNA, 2323 nt
Organism: Neltuma alba
Lineage: Eukaryota; Viridiplantae; Streptophyta; Magnoliopsida; Fabales; Fabaceae
Product: K(+) efflux antiporter 5
Biological process (GO): potassium ion transmembrane transport; proton transmembrane transport
Cellular component (GO): membrane
Molecular function (GO): potassium:proton antiporter activity
Source: RefSeq, a predicted model, not a curated record